AUGGGGUACCAACAACACCUAAGCCCAUCCGAUUACUGGAUAACGUCUUCAUCUGCUUCCAGCUUAACCCCAGUUGAUCCGUCUCGCAAUCCACAGUUCUUUUCCAGGUUUACCUUGGCCUGUGUGGCACUCUUCCUUUCGCUGAUACAACAUCCCGAAUGCCCCUCUGCCUUUAUCGAUGCGGGAGCAUAUGUCUACAUCCGUGCCACCGCCCGGGGCAACUUUGCUGCCGAGACCGCAUUGCAUUGGGCAGCUAAACAUGGUAACCAGGAUGUCGUCAAACUAAUAGCCGGCACGUACAAAGCAGACGUGAAUGCUAGAACGAAUGGCGGCUACACUCCCUUACAUGUAUCCAUGCAAUUUGGACGCAAUGAUGUUUUUGAGCUGCUCGUCAAUGUUUACAAAGCCAAUCGUGAUCUAGUGGACUGGAGUGGCAAUAAGCCAUUGGACUACAGCAAACAAAGCACCAGCGUUUCGCCAUCAACCUUCAGCAGUGAGUACUACAGUGAUUUCUAUGCGCAUGAAAUUGAGCCUUACAAUAACAACUGGGCGCGCUCGCUAUUGAAGGGUGCCAGCGGUGGCACUGUACGCAGCAAAAAAUACGCUUCGAAAGCCUACUCGACAAUGACACCCAGCAGUAAGACCAGCGUGACGCGGGCGCAAUCAGUUAUGACAGCGACAGCGCCUACUUCACGGCAGCGUCCCAAAAAGGCAAUGGCCAUGUCCUUAUUCUCACCCGAGCAAGAUCUUUCCAAGCGAUCUGAGGCAAUGUCGCCACCCGCAACACCACUAAAUAUGCAACUAAAUAAAAGCAAUGAUAGCCUAACGCCUGGUACACCAGCGCGUCGAGCUAGCGAUGAUGGCGUCUCGAUUUCUAGCGCUGGUAGUGCGAAAAGUGAGGAAAAUGGUGUUGGCAUUGCAAUGGGCAAAUUUGCAGAGCAAAGUGCCAAAGAUACGCCAAAGAAAAGUACUCAACGACGUAAAGAGAGUUUCUUGCGUAAAACGCUGCGUGCCGCCGUCGCUGGCAACCGAAAUACCAACGAGCAUGUGACUAAUCCAUCACUUGUGGAAAAGGCAAAGAAAAAAGCAGCAGCCGAAAAAGAUUCCGGGUUCCUUCGGAUUGGUUCUUUGAAUGUCCGAGUGAAGAAGACAACAGAAGCGUUCAGCAACUUCUUGGGAGUGGGCAAUGCUCAUACGCUCUCUCACACAGGAGCGGCAAGUCGUCUUCACCAGCGAUCUCACCGACACCAUCCGCAAGGUCAUCAUCAUCAUCCUCUCGGUGGUACGACACGGAAUCCGAUGACGAAGACCAAACCAUUAGGGUUUGAAACUCUUGGCGGCAAAAGUAGUAAUAAAAGUAGUAACAAAAAGCUAAAUGUAUCCUCACGUGCAAGUGUUCCUGUCAACAUGAAUAGUCUAACAAGUAAUUUUGAAAACUUGCACAAAACUUGGGGCUCUGCUGAUAAUAUACAACACCACGAAGACAACCAAGGCGACAAGGCAAUUAUGCCACCGCCGAAGAAUAUGGAUGCGCUUGUAAAGAAAAGGCUAAAAUCUAUAACGACUCCAACAAUCCGCUCAUCGGUCACUUCGUCCGUGGUAACGGAUUCUCCACGUGAUUCCAUUUCAUCAUCGAAUUCCAGUUCGAAUCUAGUUUUUGGCUACAGCAGUAUGCCUACGACGCCGAGUCAAAAACGAGCGCCUAUUGGGCGAACCCCAUCUGAUAUGCUAAUGGACUCAGACUCAGAUUCCGCCUGUGGCUUCGAUGCGAAUUGGGCAAUGAGUGGUCGGUCUUCGGUGAGCAGUGGCAAUUUGCAAGUUCCGCAAUGUUGAUAUAUUUGUAUAUUAAAAUGCUUAUGUACAUUUGAAGGAUAGGUAGGAAGGCUCAAUCAAAAAAUGGGAAUACACCCACUUUUAUUUUUAUUUUAGGUGCAUUAUGUGUAUUAUGAUCUAAUUAUAAAUACUACUUAAAUGUAUUACUAUGUAAAGCCAUGAAAAUAUAAAAAUUUCUUU
This is a messenger RNA of Anastrepha obliqua, 2013 nucleotides long. RefSeq lists its product as uncharacterized. The transcript is spliced from 8 exons. The coding region runs from base 1 to 1833 and encodes 610 amino acids. The record is from RefSeq and is a predicted model, not a curated record. NCBI's taxonomy places the organism in Eukaryota, Metazoa, Arthropoda, Insecta, Diptera, Tephritidae. Gene Ontology annotation, molecular function: protein binding.